GGAGAUGCCGUGAGGUGUGGGCGGCCGGCCGCCCUUCGCUUCACCCUCAAUCCUUUCCUUUCUGUCGCGGCCAACUCCACCACCUAGCUAGCCUUUAUUCUCCAAGAACUUAAGCCCCCCUCCUCCCCUCCUCCGUCCAUUGCAAUUUCCAGCUCAACUCGCCUCUCGAUCCUCCGAUCCUCCUCGCCUGCUUCCCGCAAACAUCGUGAUCGCCGCCGUCGUUCUUGACACCGCGAAGUUCUCCGCCGUUAUUCUUCCUCGUCGUCUGCUGUCCGCGCCGUGCGCGUGUCUGUGUGUAUAUAUGCUGUCUUGGAGCACCGGUGGUUCCUGUGUAGAUGGGCUACGCCCCGAGGACCUCUGAGCAGUGCAGCCACGAGAGGAGAUCUAGCUUCAUGAAGUGGCUCUGCAAUUUCUUGAAGGGGACAAAGCCUGGGGAGUCGAACCGGCGGCGGCCUCGGGUGAUGGGGGGAGAACAGAGCACUCUCUGGCAACAUGAACCGAUCAGACCGAAGAGGGAAGAGCCGCCUAGACCUGACAAUGAAGAAUUGGACCGUCAGAUUGCACUCUCUCUUGCAGAGGAUGCCAAACACCCUAAAGAGCGAAAUCAGAAUAAGGGAGAGAAUGAUGAAGACCUUGCCAAGGCCAUGCAAGACAGUAUGAACAUGAAUCCUUACAUGCCUCACAAUCCUUAUGGCCCCGCUCAGGCCUUGCCUAGAGCGCACAGGGUCUGUGGUGGUUGCAAGCAUGAGGUAGGACAUGGCCAUUACUUGAGCUGCAUGGGAAUGUACUGGCAUCCUCAGUGCUUCCGUUGUUCUUCCUGUACCCACCCUAUCCGCGAGACUGAGUUCACCUUGCUAGGUGCAGAACCAUACCACAAGUUGUGCUACAAGGAGCUACACCACCCAAAAUGUGAUGUCUGCCUUCAAUUUAUCGCGACGAACAGGGCAGGCUUGAUAGAGUACAGAGCCCAUCCAUUCUGGGGACAGAAGUAUUGCCCUUCCCAUGAGCUUGACCGCACACCUCGUUGCUGUAGCUGUGAGAAAAUGGAGCCAAGGAACACAAAGUACAUGUCGUUGGGAGACGGCCGCAGUUUAUGCAUGGAAUGCCUGGAUUCUGCGGUCAUGGAUACCGGUGAAUGCCAACCACUGUACCACUCUAUUAGGGACUACUACGAAGGGAUGAACAUGAAACUAGACCAACAAAUACCCAUGCUCCUGGUUGAACGGCAAGCGCUCAACGAAGCUAUGGAAGGAGAGUGCAGGGGUCCUCACCACAUGCCUGAAACAAGAGGCCUGUGUCUCUCGGAGGAGCAGACAGUGACCAGUAUACUUAAAAGGCCCAGGAUUGGUGGACAUAGAUUACUAGAUAUGAGAACUCAACCACAGAAGCUGACUCGGAGAUGUGAAGUCACUGCAAUUCUUGUCUUGUAUGGACUCCCCAGGUUACUAACUGGGUCCAUCCUUGCCCAUGAACUGAUGCAUGGGUGGUUGCGCCUCAAAGGUUACCGAAACCUAAGCCCAGAGGUUGAGGAAGGUAUAUGCCAAGUCAUGUCUUACUUGUGGCUGGAGGCGGAGAUUCUCCCAGCUUCUACAAGACACGCUCAUCCUUCAUCAUCUUAUGCUUCUUCUUCAUCGUCCUCAUAUCGACCACCAUCGUCCAAGAAGGGAGGAAUAUCUCACACCGAGAAGAAGCUUGGCGAGUUCUUCAGGCAUCAGAUCGCGAAUGACACUUCAGAAGCAUACGGCAAUGGUUUCAGAACUGCCUAUAAAGCUGUCAACAAGUAUGGCCUUCGCCAGACACUGAACCAUAUACGCUUAACCGGGGGUUUUCCUGUGUAAUAACACUUGAAGGAAACACAAAUGUCCAUAUCCAGAAAUGUAGGGAUCAUACGCACAUACAUAAGGAGAUGAAUGUGCUACACAAGGAUUCAUAUUUCAUGACCUUGCGUUUUCUGAGGGGUCAUGUCAGAGUGAAUCAGAAAAGAAGUUGCAUUUGCUCGAAGUAACAGGAUGGCAGGUGUAAUAAGAUGACAUAGCACCAAUGUAACUCGCGGUAUUACCCAUGCUAAUGUAUUGAGGUAUUUCUUUAUGUA
Molecule: messenger RNA, 2092 nt
Organism: Lolium rigidum
Lineage: Eukaryota; Viridiplantae; Streptophyta; Magnoliopsida; Poales; Poaceae
Product: protein DA1-related 2-like
Exons: 12
Coding region: 336-1838 (500 amino acids)
Molecular function (GO): ubiquitin binding
Source: RefSeq, a predicted model, not a curated record